Messenger RNA from Triticum urartu, 1800 nucleotides. Its product is annotated as protein FAR1-RELATED SEQUENCE 5-like. Gene Ontology annotation, biological process: regulation of DNA-templated transcription. The record is from RefSeq and is a predicted model, not a curated record. Lineage: Eukaryota; Viridiplantae; Streptophyta; Magnoliopsida; Poales; Poaceae. Gene Ontology annotation, molecular function: zinc ion binding.
GUAAGAUUAGGAACCUCAUGUGGGCUAAUGGCAGCAGCCGGAUGCAAUACAAAUUCUUUGGUGAUGUAGUUACAUUCGACACGACGUACAGGACCAACCUGUACGAUAUGCCAUUUGGGCUAUUUGUCGGAGUUAACAACCAUUACCAGAGCAUCAUGGCAGGGGUUUUGAUGCGCGACGAACAAGAAGAGAGCUUCGAAUGGGUGUUCGAGGAAUUUGUCCGGAUGAUGGGCGGGCCAGCGCCGAAGACAAUACUCACAGAUCAGUGCAGAGCUAUGGAGGUUGCAAUCAAGAAAACUUAUCCUAAUACAGUACAUCGUUGGUGCAAAUGGCAUGUCCUAAAAAAGGCGAAGGAAACACUAGGACCACUGUACAGCAAGAAGGGUGACUUCCAGGCUGAAUUUCACAAAGUUGUGAACCACAUGCUAACUGAGGAAGAGUUUGAAUCAGCCUGGGCAGCUCUCCUCGACAAGUACAAUUUGAGGAAUCAUAACUACAUGACCCAAAUUUAUGAAACCAGAAGGAAAUGGGAGAAACCAUAUUUCCGGGGUGUUUUCUGUGCAAAAAUGACAAGCACCCAAAGAAGCGAGAGCGCAAACCACAUGCUGAAAUCGUACAUGCCACCAGCCAGCCCAACGCAUGUUUUCAUCCGGCAAUACAUGAAACUGCAGUUUGAUCGAGAACGGGACGAAAGCUACGAGGAGAAGAGGACUAUGAUUGGCGGUGUUGUUAGAUGUACUAACCUUGCUAUAGAGCGUCAUGCCAGCAAGGUUUAUACAAGGAGCAUGUUUGAGGAAUUUGGGCGACUACUUAUCGAAGCAACAUCAUACAAUGUUACUGAGGUGGAGAAGAUGAGGAAGUACAUCACCACUCACAACAAUGCGGCGAAAAGAGAGAAGUGGAGCAGAGUUGAAUAUGAGGUUACCAUUAACGACGACAAAUCAAUAUUCACCUGCGAGUGCGGCCAGUUUGAGCACACGGGCAUGCUGUGCAGCCAUGCCUUGCGGGUUAUGGAAAUUCUGCAUCUAGAAGAAAUCCCUAAAUACCACGUCGUAAAACGGUGGAAAAAGGACGCAAGAGACAUACUACCAGGUCACCUAGUCCAGUACCAGAGAGACAAUUCACAGAACAUGUCAUUCACUUGUAGGCAUGCGACACUAUACUUCAAAGCCAUGGAAGUCGUGCGGAUGGGGGACGCAAGUGCUGCAUGCUACGAGCAUGUCAACGCUGCCCUUGAUUCGGUGAUUCGGAGUGCAGCGCCUUUGGUAGAGAAACGUGAUGGACUGGAUUUCGAGGAUCGCGUGAUUCCAACGGCUGAUGUCAGGAUAUCUGCCAACGGCGAGCAAGCAAAUGCUGAUCGAGAGGCCGACCAUUGCGCAAGUGCCGGAAAUUCAUUCAGCACGAAUGCCAUGCAGUGCCUCACAGCACCAGAGAAGCGUAGAGGGCCUAGCAGGCCUACAAACAGCAGGGACAAGGACUGAGUAAGAGAACAAGGUUCUGCAGCAUAUGUAGGCGCGAAGGGCACAAGAAAACGACAUGCCCAGAUAGAGGGGAUAUGCCGAAAAAGCCACGGAAGCCUGGUAAAUGCAAAAACUACGGGAUAGAAGGGCACCGGCGUACGACGUGCACGAGACCACUAGGGUUUGCAGAGAAUUGAUAUAGGUUUCUAAGUUUAUGUUUUUUUCGAGAUGGUUUGUAAACUGUGAUAGAGUUGGACGCACACGAUCAGUGCUGAAUCCUUGUAUACCGCUGUGCUGAGGUUUUCUGUGGUUAUCGUCCGGCAAAUUGUUUACUACUGUA